AGCCGAAAACAACAAAACGAAAGCAAAUUUUAGUUCAUUCGUGGAAAGAUUUUCUCAGUGUGCAGUUCGGAGUUUAAUCAAGCAUCAGAAUUAUGGAUAAAGUUGUUAAAUUCGCUGAGCCCGGACGUGCCUUUGCCAAGGAUUCAAUUCGUCUCGUCAAGCGCUGCACGAAGCCCGAUCGCAAGGAAUUCCAAAAGAUUGCCAUUGCCACAGCAAUUGGUUUCUGCAUCAUGGGCUUCAUUGGUUUCUUCGUCAAGCUGAUACAUAUUCCUAUCAACAACAUUAUUGUUGGCUCCUAAACUGAAGUGCAACAAUUGCAGCAGCGGCGGCAGCGGCAGUGGUAACAACAGCAAAUACAAAUUUUUUUUGUUUAGUUUUAUACGACCAUGUGUAAUAUUGUUCAACAAAACAUUCAACGAAUGUCUUGUCAGCAAAGGCGAAACGUUUAAUAAUAAUCAUGUUCGAGAUUUCCAUUUCCAUAAAAUAUACACAAAACACACACACCCCUUAGCUUAUAAGAAACAAUUGUAAAAGAACAAGAAAUAAGUCGAUCAGAAUUUAAA
Drosophila willistoni is the source of this 563-nucleotide messenger RNA. RefSeq names its product protein transport protein Sec61 gamma-2 subunit (gene Sec61gamma). The coding region runs from base 93 to 299 and encodes 68 amino acids. NCBI's taxonomy places the organism in Eukaryota, Metazoa, Arthropoda, Insecta, Diptera, Drosophilidae. The record is from RefSeq and is a predicted model, not a curated record. The transcript has 2 exons. Gene Ontology annotation, cellular component: membrane; Ssh1 translocon complex. Gene Ontology annotation, molecular function: transmembrane protein transporter activity. Gene Ontology annotation, biological process: protein targeting; post-translational protein targeting to membrane, translocation.